Apus apus (common swift) is the source of this 3151-nucleotide messenger RNA. RefSeq names its product phosphodiesterase 11A (gene PDE11A). Gene Ontology annotation, molecular function: 3',5'-cyclic-nucleotide phosphodiesterase activity; protein binding. The record is from RefSeq and is a predicted model, not a curated record. Bases 1 to 2685 code for a protein of 894 amino acids. Gene Ontology annotation, biological process: signal transduction. Lineage: Eukaryota; Metazoa; Chordata; Aves; Apodiformes; Apodidae. The transcript has 20 exons.
AUGGCGGCCGCCGCCGACGCCGGCCUCGACGUGGCGGCGGUGGAAAGUUUCCUCGAGAGGCACCCGGAGCUGGUGGAGAAGUGGCUGAAGAGGAAGAACUCGCUUCCUAAAGCCCCUGUCCCCCCCGUCGCCGGCCCGUCGGAGGAGCGGCAGAACAGCGGCAGCCCCGGCGGCGGCUGGGGCAGCGCGGGCAGCCCCGGCGGGGGUCUGCAGCGCCGAGCCUCCCAGAAGGAGCUGCGGAAGAGCUUCGCCCGCUCCAAGGCCAUCCACGUCAACCUCACCUACGACGAGCAUGUGCAUGGCCGGGCGCAGGAGCCGCUGAGCAGCGUGCGGCGGCGGGCGCUGCUGCGGAAGGCCAGCUCCUUGCCCCCUACCACCGCCCACAUCCUCAGCGCCCUUCUGGAGUCCCGCGUCAGCCUGCCCCAGUACCCCCCCACCGCCCUGGACUACAAGCGCUACCUCAAGGAGCACAACGAGCGGCAGUUCUUCCUGGAGCUGGUCAAGGACAUCUCUAACGACCUGGACCUCACCAGCCUCAGCUACAAGAUCCUUAUCUUCGUCUGCCUCAUGGUGGACGCUGACCGGGGCUCCCUCUUCCUCGUGGAAGGGGCAGCCGCCGGCAAGAAGACCCUGGUCUCCAAGUUCUUCGACGUGCACGCCGGCACCCCGCUGCUGCCCUGCGGCUCCACCGAGAACAGCAACGAGGUGCAGGUGCCCUGGGGUAAGGGCAUCAUCGGCUACGUGGCGGAGCACGGAGAGACGGUCAACAUCCCCGACGCCUACCAGGAUCGUCGCUUCAAUGAUGAAAUUGACAAACUGACUGGUUACAAGACAAAAUCACUCUUGUGCAUGCCCAUAAGAAACAGUGAUGGAGAGAUUAUUGGUGUUGCCCAAGCAAUAAAUAAGACUCCUGGAGGUGCCCCUUUUUCUGAUGAUGAUGAAAAAGUGAUGCAAAUGUAUCUCCCAUUCUGUGGGAUUGCCAUAUCCAAUGCCCAGCUAUUUGCAGCUUCAAGGAAGGAAUAUGACAGAAGCAGGGCUUUACUGGAAGUAGUGAAUGACCUCUUUGAGGAACAGACUGACUUAGAGAAAAUUGUCAAGAAAAUUAUGCAUCGAGCCCAGACUCUGCUGAAGUGUGAACGGUGCUCAGUAUUACUUCUGGAAGAUAUAGAAUCACCAGUGGUGAAAUUUACAAAAUCUUUUGAGUUGUUAUCUCCAAAAUGCAGUGCUGAUACUGACAACAGUUUCAAAGACAACAUGGAGAAAUCAUCAUCUUAUUCUGACUGGCUAAUAAAUAAUAGCAUUGCAGAACUUGUUGCUUCCACGGGUCUCCCAGUGAACAUCAGUGAUGCCUAUCAGGAUCCUCGCUUUGAUGCUGAAGCUGACCAGAUUUCUGGCUUUCACAUAAGAUCUGUUCUGUGUGUUCCUAUAUGGAAUAGCAACCACCAAAUAAUUGGUGUAGCUCAAGUGUUGAACAGGCUUGAUGGGAAACCAUUUGACGAUGCUGACCAGCGACUGUUUGAAGCUUUUGUUAUUUUUUGUGGCUUGGGCAUCAACAACACAAUUAUGUAUGACCAAGUGAAGAAAUCCUGGGCAAAACAGUCUGUGGCUCUUGACGUGUUAUCUUAUCAUGCAACAUGUUCAAAGGCAGAAGUUGAUAAAUUUAAGGCAGCAAAUAUCCCUCUGGUGUCAGAGCUUGGCAUUGAUGAUAUCCAUUUUGAUGACUUCUCACUUGAUGUGGAUGCCAUGAUUACUGCAGCCCUGAGGAUGUUCAUGGAACUUGGAAUGGUUCAGAAAUUUAAAAUUGACUACGAGACGCUGUGUAGGUGGCUUUUGACAGUUAGAAAGAAUUACCGGAUGGUUUUGUAUCACAACUGGAGACACGCUUUCAACGUCUGCCAGCUAAUGUUUGCCAUGUUAACUACUGCAGGAUUUCAGGAGAUUCUGACUGAAAUUGAAAUUUUAGCUUUGAUUGUGGGAUGCUUAUGUCAUGACCUUGACCACAGGGGAACCAACAAUGCCUUCCAAGCCAAGAGCGGAUCAGCCUUAGCUCAGCUCUACGGCACCUCUGCUACCUUGGAGCACCACCAUUUCAAUCACGCUGUCAUGAUUCUCCAAAGUGAGGGUCACAACAUCUUUGCUAACUUAUCCUCUAAGGACUACAGUGACCUUAUGCAGCUUCUAAAGCAAUCAAUAUUGGCAACAGACCUCACUCUGUAUUUUGAGAGAAGGACCGAGUUUUUUGAACUUGUCAGUAAAGGUGGUUAUGACUGGAAUAUAAAAAAACACCGAGAAGUAUUUCGAUCAAUGCUAAUGACAGCUUGUGACCUUGGAGCUGUGACCAAACCGUGGGAGAUUUCAAGACAGGCAACUGAGCUGGUGACCAGUGAGUUCUUUGAACAAGGAGACAGAGAAAGAUUGGAACUCAAACUCACCCCUUCAGCUAUUUUUGAUCGGAACAGGAAAGAUGAACUACCCAGGUUGCAGCUUGAGUGGAUUGAUAGCAUCUGCAUGCCAUUGUAUGAGUGUCUAGUGAAGCUGAAUGUGAAACUGAAGCCUAUGCUGGACUCUGUGGCAGUAAAUAGAGGUAAAUGGAAGGAGCUGCACCAAAAAAGACUUCCUUCUCAGGCGGCAUCCUCGGCCUCCUUUUCCUCUAGCUUUACCAUGUCCCUCAAAGACAUAAAUUAAGCCUGCAAAUGUCAGGGUCACUUUACAAUAAGAGCUCUCUGAAAGGCUGUCAUAAGCUUAGGCCCACUAUUUCUUAAAUGAAUGCUUUCACAGACAUACUUAAUUGAUUGGAUGUUAUCUUGAUGGGAGCUUAGUUUGCUUUUACUGGCAUGUCUAGAGGGACUGAAAAGAAGGCCUGUGGUGAGAUCGUGCUGAUAUCUGGAGCAACAUGGAAGACUUAGCACAAGAAGCAUUCAUUCAGCUCCGCUACAUUUCAACUGCUGCUGUAAAAAUCUGUAAAGCUGACAACAGACUGAAAUAUAAGAACUUACAGCUUAAUAAAAUUAAUAAUACACAGCAGAACUGGGAUGCAAGCUGGUCAAUUCAUAUGCAAGGAGCUGCAGGAAAACAGAAUAGUAUGUAAUUACAUUGUUGUUUUGCAUCUCUUCAGUACAUGUUAUGAAUCGAUUAUGCCUGCUUUUGUGAU